This is a messenger RNA of Rhodofomes roseus, 2385 nucleotides long. RefSeq lists its product as uncharacterized. The transcript is spliced from 12 exons. Gene Ontology annotation, molecular function: protein serine/threonine kinase activity; ATP binding. The record is from RefSeq and is a predicted model, not a curated record. Bases 1 to 2385 code for a protein of 794 amino acids. Gene Ontology annotation, biological process: protein phosphorylation. NCBI's taxonomy places the organism in Eukaryota, Fungi, Basidiomycota, Agaricomycetes, Polyporales, Fomitopsidaceae.
AUGGCUCUCUAUUCGUCGCAACAGGCUACCCGCUGCCAACGCCAAAAUUGCCCCAAUAAAAAUGUCCAGAAUCAAGGCCAGCUUCGUUUGUUGCGCUCGGCCUACCAGGGCAUGGGAGCGAAGAUGCUGUGCCAAACGUGCUAUGAUUAUUAUGUGCGCAAGGGCGCGCGGGAGGGCAUUCCGGUUGAUGGCUUUCAGAGCGUCCCAAGCGUCCCGAGCGAUGCUGGAAACGGUGCCUCUCGUUUUCAUAUUUCAAAGGAUAUUGCUGCUGCGCAGCGCGGAGAGGCUGCCCAUGUUGUUGCCAUUGGCCAAGGAGGGCGUAGCUCCAAUGCUAUGCUCCCUCCACCCGUUCCGGCUGGACGGGCCGGCCAGUUCAAGCCGGCUGUCCAUGUCCCUGGCGGAGAGGUCUUCAACAUCAUGCUGCGUGACGCCGUUGCUAUUAGCCGGGAAAGGAAGGGUACGAAACUCGGUUAUCAAUCUGUUCACCAAUACUAUCACCGCAUCCGCGAGAUGCUUCAACGCAACGCGCGAGACAGCAAGCUGGUCGGGCCGUCGGAUGUGGUCGUGGUGAAGGCAUCUAUGGUGACGCUCGAGGAAGGCAAAAAAAGGCCGAUACAAGUUGGGACUGUCCAGGAGUCUAUUGGCGACGUCCCUGUGCAUAUUGGUGCCAGGGCUCUCAAGGAUCUGGUUUUCACAACGCUUUACAGCGUGUAUGGAGAGUGGUCCCAUGAAGCGUUGCUCACCUACGAUGAAUGCACACUUCGCAACAAGGACCGUGUCCCGAUCCUUCCGCUCGGUGAAGGCGAAGAUGACCGUGAUGCACUUCCCCUAGCUGCCUCAUUGGCACAGAAGGACAAUGCCCGAAUGGCAAAACCAAGAGUGGCGAAGGUCAACAACCUGAAGCCCAUCGAGGUUGUUUUGGAAAUCCCGUGGGGCACGUACACCAAAGCUCGGUCACAUAAGCGUCAUCGGGAGGCAGGUACAGAGCCCGAGAACGACGACAUCCCAGACGAUGCUGGUUCCAUGUCGAUGGUACGUACAUCAAAGAUCGAGCAUCUUAUGCCACGUCACUGGCGUAGUAGUGAUGCUGCACUGGACUCGGCCAAUGUCCACAACGAAGAAGCCGGUGUAUCAUAUGCCACGACAGCGCCGGUCAGCAAGUCACCGAUCAUGCAAGAGAACAGUGAUCGUAGCUACUAUGAUCGUCCAAGUCACCUCGCCGAGCGCAGUGUGGCACGAUCACUGCUCAGAGUGUAUUCUGUGAACAUCGCUGUUUCUUUCCGCGUGUAUCCAAACAAGACGUUUGCAGCUCUGGUUCGGGAGGCCGGUGACUCCUCCUCCUGGAAUUCACAACAACCGCCGAUUGCUGGCACCGUAUUCUAUAGCCCAGCAAGUGCACCACAGCUAGGGGCGUUCAAAGCAGCAUUUUUCGGUCAGACCAGCCCAGCGCUGCCAGAUUUCCCAUCAUCAGGCAGCGUCGUCCUCAAGCAGAUUUAUAUCAGACGGGAUGACACGGAGCUUCGUGCCAGUGCUGCGAAGGUGCGCAUUGACUUUGCGCCAAGUGGCCAACAAAUCGUGGAGCUAGGACGGGAGAUCUUAUGUCUGCAGUGGGCAUCUGCGCUUAUGAACAUUGUCUACGAGUUUCUCGCAGGCUCUGCUAGGCAGCCGCCGUUUCCCAUUCCGGUGAUGCGUUUUGUUCGCGUGGCCUUAGCGAUUGAGGACAAGGAAUCAAUAGAGCGCAAAGUGUUCAUGGUGGAAGAACGCAUUGAUCCACGGGAACACGGGGUGUGGCGUAAGUACAUCAAUAAUAACUCCCCGACGCCCUUGCUGUCGACCUCGUGUACGCCGGCACUGCAGCACAUCGCAGACUUCCUCGUCUUCUGUCAGCAUGUUCAGUAUAUCAAGACUAGUGGUCUAGCAUUUGUCUCCGAUUUCCAAGGUGGUACUACGUUGCUGUCAGAUCCACAGAUUAUCACAGCACCGCAAGUCGGGGACGUGUUUGCAGGUGGAAACAUCACGUCUGCAUACACCAACUUCGUCGCAGAGCAUGACUGCUCGAAGUUCUGCAAGUUCUUUUCCUUGGAGGAAGUUGGUAUCCAGAGCACGCGACGUUCAAAUGGUCUGGAUACGCAAGCAUCUUCGCGGGCGACUAAUAGAAAGCCAGCUUCAUUGGUAGGUGGUGUUCGGACACACCGGGAGGCAUUGCAGACCGCUGUUCCGUCUAUCCAAGGCGUAGGGAAUGGAGAACCAGAGCCGCUGUUUCAACCCACUCGAGUUGCUACUGGGUUACGCACAGAGCAGACCUCAGCCUCAGGGUCCAACGCCGUUCCAGAGCACGGCAUUCUUCCUGGCGGUGCAAUAGUGCAUGAGGACGGAAGGGAAUGA